CGAGGCCUUUGCGCUGCAACUCCAACCAUCGUACACGGCUAGCUACUCUCCGCGCGUGUUCCUCGCUGUCUGACGCGUUCUGCGACGAGAGAAAGAAGUGCCUCCUUUACUGUGCUGUGGUUACGCGUCGGAAUUGCUCUCUUCCCCUCUCAAAGACCUCUACAUCUGCCAUCCACUCGGUGUGAAAACGACCAUGUCCCAACAAACAUCAGCAUCGCCAGUCAAGCGAGUGACUGCGUCCAUCACGCCUCACCGCUCGGAGGCGAUUGUGCGCGUACGCGCCAACGCUAUGGCCUUCUCGGCGCUUCUGAUAUUGACGUGGUUGCUCCCUGUCCCCUCGCUUACUGUGGCAACAAGUCGACUGGCGCAACACUGGUAUGAAGGAGGGGGCCUGCUACAGCUGGGAGAACCGCAGUUGUUGCUAUGUACUCUUGAAUCACUCGCUGCUACCAUCUUUGCGGUGAACCUGCUACAAGGGUUCUACGCGAUCAAGUUCCCCCGCAAAGCCCCUCCUCCACCUCCAGAAUCGGCAAGGAAGCAGAUGCCUUUCAAAUCCCCUCCACCAAGUGUGAAGCGCCCUUUCAAGGACCUCACACCGAAGUCUACCCCGCAAAAGCAACGCCCAUUUUCCGCCAGCGCAAAUGGCACACCAUUAGGGGCAAGUUCGUCGCUCGCAUCGCUGUCGGUGACGUCGCCAAGCAAAUACCCUCCCUCGCCGGUGUCGACGCCAUCGCGAGUGCUGCAAUACUCGGUCCCAGAGUCGCUGUCUUCGACUUCGUCGACGUUGCCACCGACACCGAGCCCGAUCAUGAGCGAGUAUAGGAAUAAGCAGCGUUCUGUGUACGGACGUCCUAUCGACGCAUCGUUCUUGCUUUCGCAGGUCGCGCCAGACGAUGAUUAGCCUGCCUGGAUGCAGGUUCUGUUACGCCUCAUUAUGAUUAUUGCUACGUUGCAUAUGCUGUUGCUAUCUCGGUCUGUCUCGGGCGUAUAUGUAGAAAGUAAUGCAUCGAACGAUCUCUCCUGAACAUGCUGUACCCUUCUCUCAAACGUAACCGUCAGUAGUGGAGAUCAAUUGUGGCC
Schizophyllum commune H4-8 is the source of this 1080-nucleotide messenger RNA. RefSeq lists its product as uncharacterized. The transcript is spliced from 5 exons. The record is from RefSeq and is a predicted model, not a curated record. The coding region runs from base 194 to 901 and encodes 235 amino acids. Lineage: Eukaryota; Fungi; Basidiomycota; Agaricomycetes; Agaricales; Schizophyllaceae.